Linderina pennispora is the source of this 1218-nucleotide messenger RNA. RefSeq lists its product as uncharacterized. The record is from RefSeq and is a predicted model, not a curated record. Lineage: Eukaryota; Fungi; Kickxellomycota; Kickxellomycetes; Kickxellales; Kickxellaceae. The transcript has a single exon. Gene Ontology annotation, molecular function: dipeptidase activity. Bases 1 to 1218 code for a protein of 405 amino acids.
AUGCUUGUUUCUGUUGACGACGUUGUUUCCAGCGCUAUUGAUGCAGCCAGCCACGAGCUGCGCAAGCUCUCGCUGACCAUCCACGACAACCCAGAGCUGGCACUGAAGGAGGUCCAUGCAUGCAAGGUCCUGACCGACUAUCUGUCCUCCAAGGGAUUCUCGGUCGAGCACAAUGUCGCCGGGCUGGAUACCGCCUUCGUCGCCAGCUACCAGUCGCCAGCUGGCUCCGACGGGCUGCACAUCGGGUUCUGCUCCGAGUACGAUGCGCUGCCAGGCGUCGGGCACGCGUGCGGGCACAAUCUGAUAGCCAUCUGCGGGGUGGCGAUGUUCCUGGCCAUAUCGUCGGUGCUGGAGAAAUGCCAGAUCCCCGGAACCGUGAAGCUGUUUGGCACACCGGCCGAGGAGGCGAUUGGUGGCAAGAUCACCAUGCAGAAGGCCGGCGUGUUUGACGGCUCGGAUCUCUUGAUGAUGCUGCAUCCGACGCCCGGCUACUCGGGCUCAUGGCACUCGCAGUGCUGCUUGUCGAUGGAGGUCGAGUAUUUCGGCAAGGCCUCGCAUGCGGCCAUGGCGCCCUGGGACGGCAUCAAUGCGGGAACCGCAGCCAACGUGGCGAUGAUGACCAUGAAUGCGAUGCGCGAGCAGCUGAAGCCCGACUGGCGCACCCACGGCAUCGUGACCACGGGCGGAAAGGCAGCCAAUGUGAUCCCGGACUACGCCAAGAUCGAGUAUACGGUGCGCACGUCCUGGGCGGAAGAGCUCGCGGUGCUGGAGCAGCGCGCGCUGAAUGUCUUUGCGGCGGCGGCGCUGGCCACCGGCUGCACCUACAAGGUCACCAAGGAGUUUGCGUACCUGGACAACCAGGACAACCCGGUCCUUGGCAAGAUGUACGAGGACAUCAUGCACGACCGUCUGGGAGUGCCGCCGGCGCGCGCCCAGGGCGGGUCGACCGACUUUGGCAAUCUGUCGCAGAGCUUCAUCUCCCUGCAUGGCAAUUUCGAUUUGGUCGGCACCGGCGUGCCCAACCACACCGUCGAGUUCACCGAAGGCGCGAGGACCGAAAAGGCCCACGAGAAUGCGCUGUUUGCCGCCAAGACCUCGGCCAGGGUUGCCGCAAGGUGUCUGGUGGAUGGCGAGUUCUGGGAGAGGGUGAAGGGUGCGCAUAAGGAGCGGAAGAGUGCGCCCAGUGCCAGGGAGUUUUACGAAAAGCUCUCGGCGUAA